Aspergillus oryzae RIB40 is the source of this 1056-nucleotide messenger RNA. Its product is annotated as aldo/keto reductase. Bases 1 to 1056 code for a protein of 351 amino acids. NCBI's taxonomy places the organism in Eukaryota, Fungi, Ascomycota, Eurotiomycetes, Eurotiales, Aspergillaceae. The transcript has a single exon. The record is from RefSeq and is a predicted model, not a curated record.
AUGGUUACGAGUUGGCAAAGCAGAAGCAUUGAAAAACGGCCGAAAAUGCAGUAUCAACGACUCGGUAAUAGUGGAUUGAAAGUCUCGAAGAUCAUUCUUGGUUGCAUGACAUUCGGCAAUCCAUCAUGGGAAGGCAGCCCAUGGGUUCUUCCAGAGGCCGAAGCGCUCCCCCUACUGAAAAAGGCAUAUGACUGUGGUAUCAAUACGUGGGAUACAGCCAACACUUACUCUAACGGGAUGUCCGAGAUUAUAAUCGGAAAAGCUCUAGAGCGGUACAAUAUUCCGCGGAGUAAAGUUGUCAUCAUGACCAAGCUAUACUACCCAGUUCUUGAGCCUGAAUCAAACGCACGACCCAAUCCAGCCAUUAACGAUGGGGUCCUGGUAAAUCAAAUGGGACUAAGUCGGAAACAUAUCUUUGAGGCGGUGGAUGCAUCUCUUGCCCGACUCAAGUCCAGCUAUAUUGAUGUUCUACAGCUACAUCGCAUCGAUGAUACCCACCCGGAGGAGGUCAUGCGCGCUCUUCACGAUCUCGUUCAAAUGGGCAAAAUCCAUUACCUGGGCGCAUCAAGCAUGUAUUGCUGGCAGCUCGUGAGAUUACAUUAUGCGGCGAAAAUGAACAAUUGGACCGUCUUCACCAGCAUGCAGGGUCUUUACAACUUACUCUACCGAGAAGAAGAACGUGAAACGAACAAAUUCUGUCAAGCUGAAGGAAUCGGAUUGAUUCCUUGGAGUCCUCUAGCUCGCGGGUUAUUAGCCAGACCUUGGAAUGUGAAAACCGACCGGUCCGUGAAGGACGCAAAGACUGCAAAGUGGUUCUCUGGUGAGCAAGAUCAGAAGAUUAUUACCAGAGUGGAUCAACUUGCGCGGUCGAAGGGUUGCAGCAUGAGUGCGCUUGCGAUAGCUUGGUUGUUGGAGAAGGGCGCUUGUCCGAUCGUCGGGUUGAAUAGUAUUGAGAGGAUAGAGUCGGCGUCUGAGGCACUGGCAGUUCGUCUGAGUGAUGUUGAUAUACGGUUUCUGGAGGAACAAUAUAGGCCGCUUUCUGUGCAGGCUAUUUGA